This is a messenger RNA of Camarhynchus parvulus, 1403 nucleotides long. It is a transcript of the gene P2RY8, whose product is annotated as P2Y receptor family member 8. Lineage: Eukaryota; Metazoa; Chordata; Aves; Passeriformes; Thraupidae. The record is from RefSeq and is a predicted model, not a curated record. Bases 325 to 1398 code for a protein of 357 amino acids. Gene Ontology annotation, biological process: phospholipase C-activating G protein-coupled receptor signaling pathway; positive regulation of Rho protein signal transduction. Gene Ontology annotation, cellular component: membrane. Gene Ontology annotation, molecular function: G protein-coupled purinergic nucleotide receptor activity. The transcript has 4 exons.
GUAAAAACUUUCAACUAUUUCUAUUUCUUCUGUGUCAUUUAAGAGGCUUUCAAGGUGCACUGUACUUCUCAGACCAGAUCUUACUCAUAGAGGAAAUCUGAUCUGCUGCAGCACGGAAACAUCAGCAGUGAGAUGGCGAGACAAAUUCCUUAGGGAGCUGCUUAUAAUCUUCAAGAGCACACAGCAACUCACCUCAAUUCCUUUGUGGACUGAUCAGGAGAAGAAACACUUGAAGAGAACUUCACAGAAAAGACAGGUUUUCAAGCCAAGUGUUCAUGAUAUGAUCCAGCUGGCUUACAGGGAUCAACAAGCCACUUAUGAAAAAUGGUUAAAAACGAAUCCCACCUGGACGAUUUGACACUAUCAAUGCUCCAGAAUAAAACAGUCUCCAUCACUCUCCCAAUUGUGUAUACAGUGGUGGCUCUGGUCAGCAUCCCUGGCAAUUUGUUCUCCCUUUGGGUGCUCUGUUGGCACAUCAAACCCAAAACACCUUCUGUUAUUUUCAUGAUCAACUUAAGCAUCACGGACCUUAUGCUGGCCUUAUGUUUCCCCUUCCAGAUUUAUUAUCACCUCCAAAGCAAUCACUGGACAUUUGGCAAGACUCUUUGCAGCCUUGUGACAGUGAUGUUCUAUUCCAACAUGUAUUCUUCCAUACUGACCAUGACCUUUAUCAGCAUGGAGCGGUACAUGGGUGUGGUACACCCCUUGAAGUUGAUCAAGUGGAGAAGAAAAAGAUAUGCCUUGGCUGCCUGCCUAGCUAUGUGGUUUGCCUUGCUACUAGCCUUCUACCCACUAGAAACUACAGACCUGACCUAUGAAGUGAAAGAAUUAGGGAUUAUAACCUGUUUUGAUGUCCUUAAAUGGAAUAUGCUGCCCAACUUUGCAGCUUGGGUAGCCUUUCUCCUCACUUUAUUUGUUGUGCUGUUUCUGAUCCCUUUUGUUGUAACAGUUGGAUGCUACAUUGGUAUCAUUAGGAAGCUAAUUCAGACAUCAAGCAGAUAUGGCAAUAAGCAAAAGACUAGAUCCAUAUACCUGGCGACAAUUGUCCUUCUGUCCUUCGUCACUUGCUUUGCCCCCAAUAACUUCAUCCUACUUGCACAUAUGAUCAGCCGCCUAUUUUACAACCACAGUUUGUACCCUGCCUACAAGCUCACCUUGUGCCUCAGUUGCUUCAACAAUUGCAUAGAUCCCUUCAUUUAUUAUUUUGCAUCAAAAGAAUUUUACCAGAAAUUCAUGCAAUUGUUUCGCCCUAAGGUACCGCUCAGCGACAGCUUGGAAAACAGAAGGGAAAGUUUAUUCUCUGGCAGGACCAUGUCAGCCAGAUCGAUGUCAAGCGGACCUAUGGAUGGGUUAGAGGGAGUAAGGAUCAAUUUGCAAAGGCAGGAAAGUGUUUUUUAGCUUUA